UUGGGGGGGUACUAAGUCUUUGAAAUACACUCUAGUGUGUAUUUUACACAUAGAGCACAUCUCAAUUCAGAUACAAAGUUUUCAUUUGAACUACUUGCUCUAUAUUUAGACAUAAAAUUUAUAGGUGAAAAAGUGGAUUAAUGCACGCUAACUGUUCCAAACAUACUUGAAAGUUUUCAGAAAACUAAACUAUCAGCUUUUAAGUUUAACUAGAUUAAACUUAGUAAAUGGAUUAACUAGUAAAACGAAAAAUGCAGUUUCUCGAUGAUACUAGUCACAUUUCAAGUGUUCAUUUACACAAUGUGUCUGGUGGCUACCUCAAUGGACAGUUUUAGCAAUGCUGGGAGGGUCUCUCUAAUAGCUCCUUGCCUUUUGUGACACCUGUGGGAAGCAGGGCCAGGGGAACUUGGCUUUGCUAGUUAAACCAGCCUCACUUUUUUGUGCUAGAAGUUUGUAGGGAAAGAGAGUGAAACGAGGUGAUUCAGCACAGUCUCCCUAUUUUCCCAAUGGUGAGACUGAAGCUCAGAAGGGCCAGUUUAGCUCCAGUCACCUGUGGUAGAGCCACAGCCAGAACUGCUGCUGUGGAUGACCAGGCCCCUUUCACCCUCCCCAGGAACUCCAUUCUGUGUUCUUCCCAUGGGUGUCAGUAGAUGUGCCAUGUAAACACCAGCAGUAGCUUGGGUGAGAUGAAGGACGAGCUCCUCCUUCACUUGGCUGGGCUUCUCAACACUCUAUUGCCCAAGGUUGGUUGUCCUUGCAGAGAUAUGGGACAUUUGGAGGCAGCCUCUGACUUUGGGAAACCAAAAGAGCACUGACUUGUACUGCUCCCUAGAAAGUUCCUCCAGAGAAGCCUUUCCUGUAGCUGACUUGCUAUUUGUGUAUAUUCCAGGCAGAAGCUGCCUUCCUGGGUUUGGAGCUGUGGCCAGAGGGGGCAAUUUGCAUGUGGGAACCCAGCAGCUGCCAGAACUGCAGUGGCCCCAGCAAUGUUUUCGGCCUUAUAGCUGCCAGUUAUCUGACCUGGGCCCCAGUGCCUUACUCUCAUGCAGCAUCACAGGGAUAAUGACCCUUCUUGCUUUUCACCUAAGUUGAUAAGCACCCUGUGCACUUUAAUCUCCUGUCAGUACCAUCGGGCCAACUGAAGACAAGGUUUUGAAAUCUCAGCUGUAAAAGACAUCCAGCCAAACUCUCAGUCUUGCCUUAACAAUGUUCCAGAGGCUGAAUAAAAUGUUUGUGGGUGAAGUCAGUUCUUCCUCCAACCAAGAACCAGAAUUCAGUGAGAAAGAAGAUGAUGAAUGGAUUCUUGUUGACUUCAUAGAUACUUGCACUGGCUUCUCAGCAGGAGAAGAAGAAGAAGAGGAGGAGGACAUCAGUGAAGAGUCACCUACUGAGCACCCUUCAGUCUUUUCCUGUUUACCGGCAUCUCUUGAGUGCUUGGCUGAUACAAGUGAUUCCUGCUUCCUCCAGUUUGAGUCAUGUCCAAUGGAGGAGAGCUGGUUUAUCACCCCACCCCCGUGUUUUACUGCAGGUGGAUUAACCACUAUCAAGGUGGAAACGAGUCCUAUGGAAAACCUUCUCAUUGAACAUCCCAGCAUGUCUGUCUAUGCUGUGCAUAACUCCUGCCCUGGUCUCAGUGAGGCCACCUGUGGGACUGAUGAAUUACAUAAUCCAAGUAGUCCCAGAGUGGAAGCUCAAAAUGAAAUGGGGCAGCACAUUCAUUGUUAUGUUGCAGCUCUUGCUGCUCAUACAACUUUUCUGGAACAACCCAAGAGCUUUCGUCCUUCCCAGUGGAUAAAAGAACAUAGUGAAAGACAGUCUCUUAACAGAAAUAGCCUUCGUCGCCAAAAUCUUACCAGGGAUUGCCACUCUCGGCAAGUCAAGCACAAUGGCUGGGUUGUUCAUCAGCCCUGCCCGCGUCAGUACAAUUACUAAGAAUUUUAAGUUUUAUUGGUUGGUUUCUCUUGGUUUGUGCAUAUGUGUAUGGAUGUGUGUAUAUGUACAAUGAAAGUGUUGUCUCUUUACAACCAAUUGAUAACCAAUCAGUUUUAUCAGUGUAUUUAGACACUAUCUUGAAAACCAGAUUUAUAUGCUGUGUAUCACAUAAUGCCUUGCCUUUAACAUUUACUUUUUUGUACACUUUUUCAGAUUAUUUCUGGAAACAUAUCAAUAUAAUUACAGUGUUUGGUGUUUGGGGGUGUCUUUAAAUCUAUUAGGAUGUACAUUAGUCAGCAUUUUAAAGACAUUUCUUCCCAAGUACGAGAAUAGGCAUCUUUCAUUUUCAUUUUAUUUUGUAUUAAUCUUUUGAGCAAGCAAAAAUUUAUUCUCAGGGUCAGCUAUACACUUUAUUGACCAGUACUUGAUAAUCUCUCUGUAUAUGAUGAAUACAUUUUUACACACUAAUAUGAGCAUUAACAGGUGAUAGUUGCCAUGGAUAUAAUGGAAUUAUGGCUGGACUUUCUUUUGAAAGAAAACGAUGUAUUCUGUGCGUAUGGUUUUUCCCCAGAUUAGUCAUGCAGUUCAUCUGGAAUUCAGGUACAUUAAGCUUUAGUGAAGAGUGCAUUCAGUGAUUCCAAUGUGACUGCAUGACAUGGUACAGACAUUACAGGUGUUGUAGACAGAGGCACUUGUCCCGUGCAGAGGGAUUAAAUUAGACCUGUGAAAUUUUAUUUGGAAAAAUUCAUGUCUGUAACUAACCCAUUAGUGCAGUAUUUAAUUUGUUACGAUUCCUUCCUGCCAAUUCUGCCCACUCCUCACCUUGCUCUCAACUAUAAAUUCGGAAAUACUUGUCCAGGCACUUGAGUGACUUCGUAUUUCUCUCUGCCCAUGGGAAAAGAGGUAGGCUUUAUAUUUCCACACAGAGUGAAAAAUCCUCUGUCAUGGAGCCUGUCCUGCCAAGUGGCAAGCAAGGGUGUGGGGGAAUGUCUGCUGAUGUCUUUCAUGGUAUCUGAGUGAAGAGUGACAGGUUGGCUCAACUUUUUUCUUUUUCUUUUUAAAUUGCCUUGUAAGUAUUCUUCUCUGCAGUCCGAAUGACCUUUUUUUUUUUUUUUUUUUUUUAACUUCAGGCAAAAUCUUUAACCACUCUGGCCUCUGUUUCCCCCACCAACAGGGGAGCAGUGACAUUUACCUCCCUCACAGAGUCACUGUGAGGAUUCUAUACUGAUUUGAAGUGGGGCUGUUCAGAACUGAACCUUGUAGGAAAUUCCAAGGGCCUUUCUACUGAAUCUGGUGAUGGGGUGGGGCCGUGGCACUUUCUCUGCCACAGCUGUUCUUCACAGUGUUGGUGCUAAUGAGGCCAGGGUGCAGGGUUCGAUUCACACGUUGGCCAGUUAACUUAGAGAAAAUCUAUUUCCUUACCUCUAACCAGUCACUUCCUUUUUCCGCAGUUGUGAUGGGUUUUGCUGAGCCAUCCACUCUGACUGAUUUCCUCUGAAGUAAACACAUUCACAGUCCAAAGCAAUUCUACUGACAGAAGUGUUGCCUACAUAAUCAAACAGCUUGUUUUUCCAUCUCCUCUGCAACCCUAAUUAAAUGAGUACAGGUCUGUAAAAUGUUUUCAAGGAGAAAAGCAGCAUAUACUUAUGUGAAGUAUUAUAUUUUUCAAUAACCCUGUAGUGGCUUGAUGCAGGGAACCCUGGGAGACUUUCAGGGAAGAGCUGUGCUCUUCUCUGACUAGACUAGAGCGUUUGGAGUGGAAGAGGUCAAAUGUGUAGUUAGAUGGAGGUUUUACAUUGUUCUUCUACUGGCUGUGAUGAAGUGCCAGAAUGUCUCCUUAGAACAAGAGUCUAGAUCCCCCCUUUCUCCUUAUUGCCCUUUCUGUUUUGACUUCCCCUUUAUUUAUUUGUGGUCUAAUUAGGGGCCAAGUCUGUAAAGUUUUGUCAAAGUGAGUUAGAAGUUGUUUUCUUACCAUUUGUGUUUACCAGAGUUGGGAGAUAAGGUAGAGUUUCCAUGAAGGUGUGUAUGUUUUAUAUGAUGUUUGUUAUAGGGCCAUGCAUUGGUAACCUGAAAAUAGACCAGCUUAAUGUCUUCAGGCUGUAAACCUCUGAAUACAUGGCGUCUCUUUUUCAUACGUUGCAUGUAAGUUGUUAGUACCUCACAAGCUACAGAAGUUCAGCCAUUAGAUUUUGUUUGGCAGCAUGAACAGAUUUGUGUAUUAACUGCAAUGGCCUUUUUUCCAGAUUUCCUUAUUGACUUUUUUUUGCCUUAUCUGGGGCUAGUUUUUUACGCUUUGUACCUAGAAAACAAAAAAUUACAUUCACUGGGCUUUUUUUCAAGGUUGGGAUUACCACACCACCCAGAAUAUCAUACUGUGGUUUCUGCCUAAAAUUGGCACAUGUAAGUGUUGAAGAAAAUGGUUAUAUAAUUCAGUUGAAACUCUUGGUCAUUAGAUGUUAGACAUCUCCUGUGUGUAAGACACAAGGCCAACCACAACACAAAACGAUGUUGACCUGUUAAGUAUUCUCUGAAACACGGCCAAAAUGCAUUUUAUUAUGAGCUUUUUUUUUUUUUUUUGCUAUUAUAAAUAUUAGUGGUUUACAAUGUGCUUUAGUCAUAUUUCUUUAAAAUGCAAGCAGUGAGAAAUAAGACCCCUCUGAAAUAGUAGCUCUAAACUGUUAACAUAGAAUGUUACUUGGAAAAAGUCUGGAAUACGUGGUGUACACAAGCAGUGCUUCGUGAAUGAGUUUCUUAGCUUUUACAGUGCACCAUGUUUCUCAAAGUUUGUUUUUGUUGAUAAAACAUUUUAUAAUAUAUAUCUUGUGUUUAUUUUUCUUCCUCAACUAAUUGUGUACUGCACUGUAAGUGGAAAAUUAGCCAUCCAUUAUUUAUCUUCUGUGGCAAUGCAUUUAUAUGGUUGAUUGGGUGGGGGAUUUUUUGCAGAAAGAUGCACAGUGAUUGGAUUUUUGACUUCCUAUCGCAGGGACCUUUUAAGAAAUAUUAAUUUCCUGUACAUUUUUCCUAUCCCCAUGCAAACUGUUCCUGUUUACAUACCUUCUCUGUUGUAUCAGUACUUUGAGUGAGAAGACAGUUUAUUUAAAACUUGAGCAGGCUGUUCAGCAUUGUUUCUGCUUCUCAAAUCUGUAUAGUACACUGGUUUGUAAUCAUUAUGUCUUCAUUGAAAUCCUUGCUACUUCUCUUUCUCCUCGAUGAAAUACAUUAUAUAUUAUCUUUAUGUACUCUUAAGAAAAACGAGCAAGGAAGAGUAUCUUCAUUACUCUCAUUUGCUUUGAGUUGGAAACAAAAAUAUAAAGGACUCCAACUAGAAGAUACUUACAUUUAAAUAGAUUAGUGGGAAAAGUUUAAGAGUUUCCACGUAUUAAUUUUUGUUCUUUGAGUCAAUUAAGAGACUGCUCCUUGUACUGGGAGACACUAGUAUAUGUUUGUAAUGUUACUUUAAAAUUAUCUUUUUAUUUUAUAAGGCCCAUAAAUACUGGUUAAACUUGUUAAAAGUUGGGCUUCUAUCUUGGAUGGUUUCACUGCCAUCAGCCAUGCUGAUAUUUUAGAAAUGGCAUCUCUAUCUACUUAUUUUAAUGCUUAAAAUUAUACAUAAAAUGCUUUAUUUGGAAAACCUACAUGAUACAGUGGUGUCAGCCUUGCCAUAUAUCAAUUUCACUUGAAAUUUGACACCAAUUAAAGUGGUUUAAGGUGGAGAAAGAGGUACUGGAAAGCAUGCAGAUGAGGAUAUCUUUUAUGUCCAACAGUAUCCUUUGCAUGGGAGGAGAGUUACUCUUGAAAGGCAGGCAGCUUAAGUGGACAAUAUUUUGUAUAUCAUUGAGAAUUUUCUUUAUGACACUUUUAAAAAUUGUGUAAUUGUUAAAUGUCCAGUUUUGCUCUGUUUUGCCUGAAGUUUUAAUAUUUGUUUUCUAGGUGAACCUCUGAAAACCAAACCAGUACCUGGGGAGGUUAGAUGUGUGUUUCAGGCUUGGAGUGUAUGAGUGGUUUUGCUUGUGUUUUGGUUGUGUUUUCCUCCAGAGAUUUUGAACUUUUAAUAAUUGCAUGUGUUAUUUUUUUUUAAGUGGCUUUUUUUCAAGUAAAAUUGUGAACAUAUUUUCUUUAUAGGGGCAGGACAUGAGUUAUGGAGACUGAAGAGUAUUGUAGACUGUACAUGUGCCUUCUUAAUGUGUUUCUGGACACACUUUUUUUUUCGUCAACUUGAAAAUUCAAAAGGGACAUUUGGUUAGGUUACUGUACAUCAAUCUAUGCAUAAAUGGCAGCUUGUUUUCUUGAGCCACUGUCUAAAUUUUUUGUUUUUAUAGAAAUUUUUUAUACUGAUUGGUUCAUAGAUGGUCAGUUUUGUACACAGACUGAACAAUACAGCACUUUGCCAAAAAUGAGUGUAGCAUUGUUUAAACAUUGUGUGUUAACACCUGUCCUUUGUAAUUGGGUUGUGGUGCAUUUUGCACUACCUGGAGUUACAGUUUUCAAUCUGUCAGUAAAUAAAAUGUCCUUUAACUUCA
Messenger RNA from Cercocebus atys (sooty mangabey), 6449 nucleotides. It is a transcript of the gene TP53INP1, whose product is annotated as tumor protein p53 inducible nuclear protein 1. Gene Ontology annotation, cellular component: autophagosome; nucleus. Bases 1204 to 1929 code for a protein of 241 amino acids. Gene Ontology annotation, biological process: autophagosome assembly; positive regulation of DNA-templated transcription. The record is from RefSeq and is a predicted model, not a curated record. Lineage: Eukaryota; Metazoa; Chordata; Mammalia; Primates; Cercopithecidae. The transcript is spliced from 4 exons.